GCCGUGCCGCUUAUGAAGUAUAUAAACACAUGGAUCUACUUAGGUCUAAUUCCUCUAAUUCCAAUUCCUCUGCUGAAGCGAUCACUCAAGAUAGUACUUUUCAGCGACCUAAAUUUUCUAAAGAUCCUUUUUCUAAACAAAGUAAAUCUUAUAGUUUAACAAAAGCUGCUGCUAUUCGAAUGGUCACCUUUUCUCUUUUAUUUGCAAUUGUCAAUUUUUUUGCUUGUAUAACUAGCUUUUUAGCAAUUUUUAAAGGAGUAAGUAUAGAUAAAGAACCUUCUAGUGUUGAUUGGGUUG
Dentiscutata heterogama is the source of this 297-nucleotide messenger RNA. Lineage: Eukaryota; Fungi; Glomeromycota; Glomeromycetes; Diversisporales; Gigasporaceae. The record is from the annotation of a GenBank genome assembly.